AUGCACGAUGAAGAGCAGGAUACGAUAAAGAGCAGUUUCCUAGAUGAACGUACGCCGUCUUUCGGAGCCGCGUCGCAGACGCGCUUGGUUGAUUCGCCUGGGCAGACGCCGCGGCGAGCUCUCUCGAACAUGAGCCAGAGAAGUCGAUUUUCAGUCACAAACUCAUCCGACAGCCUUGAGAAGCUUCCGGAAGAGACUGACAGAGGAGACGACAAAUUGGUGGAAUUCGAAGAAAACGACUCCAUAAAUCCGAAGAACUGGUCCUACUCCCGAAAAUGGGUAGCCACGACACUGGUCUCGCUCAUCUCGUUCAUCACAGCGGCCUCGUCCUCCAUUGUCGCCCCGGGACUGCCACAAAUCGCGACCGAGUUGAACAUCACCAAUUCGGUGGAAAAGUCUCUGGUAUUCGCCAUCUUUGGAAUGGGCUUCAUUGUCGGUGCAGUACCUUACGGACCGCUCAGCGAGCUGUAUGGACGAGCACCUGUUCUUCACAUAUCCUACUUUGUAUUCUUCGUUUUCAAUCUUGCCUCGGGGUUCGCCACUACCAAAACCCAGCUGCUGGUAUUCCGUUUCCUGGCUGGUGUCGGUGGUAGCGCACCCAACACCCUUGGAGCAGGCGUUGUCUCGGAUUGCUUCAACGCAGAAGAAAUUGGACGUGGCUCAGCAUUCUACGGCCUUGCACCACGUCUCGGUCCCGCCGUUGGCCCCCUGGUGGGCGGCUUCAUCGUCCAGAAUUUGGACUGGCGCUGGAGUUUCCACAUCACCAGCAUGUUCGCUGGCGCUCUAGGGAUCUUCGCCCUCAUCUUCGUCCAGGAGACCAGACCACAGAUCAUACUUGAGCGCAAAGCCAAAAAGCUAAGGGAGGAGACGGGAUGCCAGGAGUACAGAACUAAGGAUUGGCCUCGACCACGAGGCGAUCUUCGCCAUUUUGGAGAGGGCAUGAAACGACCUAUUGUUUACUUGUGUACGCACCAUAUUGUACAGUAUCUGGCGCUGUACCAGUUCUUCAUUGCCGGGACGCUGUACUUGGUCCUAUCUACGUUCCACGGAUUGUGGAUAUUUGUAUACCGCCAGAAUAUCGAGAUCUCCGGCCUAAACUACAUCUCAAUCGGCCUCGGGCUCGUCCUGGGCAACCAACUAUGCGCCCGCGUGAGCGAUAACGUCUACAACUAUCUCCGCCACCGCCUUAAAUCCUCGGACCCGGACGACCCAGACGCCGGCCGGCCCGAGUACCGCGUACCGCUGAUGCUCGUCGGCGCAGUCAUCUACCCAAUCGGCUUCCUCAUCUAUGGAUGGUCGGCGCAGAAGCAGCUCUUCUGGCUCGUCCCCAACAUCGGCAUCUUCCUCGUCUCCGUCGGCAUCAUCAUCAUCUCCCAGGGCAUCAAGCUCUACACCGUCAGCACCUACGGCACCUACGCCGCCUCCGCCCAGGGCGCCGUCAACUUCACCCGGAGCAUCGGCAGCGGCACCUUCCCGCUGUUCGCACCCUUCAUUCUGGCCAAGCUGGGCUACGGUUGGAUGGGGACUGUGAUGGCUUGUGUCGCGGUCGUGCUGGGGAUCCCCGGGCCCAUCAUACUCUGGUACCAUGGGCCGAGGUUGAGAAAGAAGGCGCAGGGGCUGCAGAAGGCGGACGGUAGGACUUGA
This is a messenger RNA of Drepanopeziza brunnea f. sp. 'multigermtubi' MB_m1, 1644 nucleotides long. RefSeq lists its product as uncharacterized. Gene Ontology annotation, biological process: transmembrane transport. The record is from RefSeq and is a predicted model, not a curated record. Gene Ontology annotation, molecular function: transmembrane transporter activity. NCBI's taxonomy places the organism in Eukaryota, Fungi, Ascomycota, Leotiomycetes, Helotiales, Drepanopezizaceae.